This is a messenger RNA of Bolinopsis microptera, 1113 nucleotides long. RefSeq lists its product as uncharacterized. The coding region runs from base 68 to 760 and encodes 230 amino acids. Lineage: Eukaryota; Metazoa; Ctenophora; Tentaculata; Lobata; Bolinopsidae. Gene Ontology annotation, biological process: vesicle-mediated transport. Gene Ontology annotation, molecular function: GTPase activity; GTP binding. The transcript has 4 exons. The record is from RefSeq and is a predicted model, not a curated record.
UUCGGGCAUUCUUUUUUGUCCGAAAAACAAUAUCAUGACAAUAAUAAUAAUACUUUUACCGUAGUGUAUGGCACACAGAGAUGAUUACGAGGUAACCGACUACAUAUUUAAGGUCCUUCUGAUAGGAGACAAAGGGGUCGGAAAGAGUUCCAUAGUUCGCAGAUAUGUUGAAGAUAGGUUUGAUACCUGGCCAACAACCAUAUGUGUUGAAUAUGGCACAGUUACCCGUGAAAUUAAUGGGAAGACGGUAAAGUUGCAGAUCUGGGACACUGCGGGGGAGGAGAAAUACCAUUGUUUGACUGAUAUGUACUACCGGAAUACCCAUGGGGUCAUUUUUGUGUUUGAUCUGGGUGACCCCGACAGUUUAGAACAUGUCCAGAAUACCUGGAUUAAUCAGGUCUACGCCAAAGCACCGGACGAUGUCUGCAGUACCCUGGUGGGAAGUAAAGAUGACGUCACCAUACCGUCUGAUGACGUCACUAAGUCUGGAACACGUGUCUCUCUAGACGAUAUCAGGAGAGUUAGUGAGCGGUACUGCAUGUCCUACUUUUCAACCAGUGCUAAGCUUAACAAGAAUAUUGAGAAGCUGUUUGACCACCUAGCAGAGCAGAUGAUGGCCCAGCUCUCCGACUACGAGGAGAUCCCUUGCCCGGACUCAUUACCCAGCUUCGCUCUCCACUCCUUCCAGGCUCACUCACCUAUAAUAGAUAUUGAAGAGCAGAGUGGCUACUACUGUACUUCCUGCUCUACCACUGCGUGAUAAUAAGGGCUCAGAAAACUGUUCUAAUUCAAUGUCCUGUUCUUAAGAGUCGUCAAGAGGUUGAUGUGGAAGAUCGGUGAAAGUGGAGUGUCUUGAAAAUUAACCGGGAAGUUAUGUUGUUAAAUGGUUUGAUUAUUUUUCGUUUUUAUUGAUUAAAUUUAUGAGUUUGAGCUUUGAAUUCCUUUAUGUAUUAUACUGAUAAGCAUUUUGUUAUUGAUUUAAGUACCAAACAUGGUUACUGUUUAUAUGUCAGAAUUGUAAAGUAGAUUUUUAAUAAGAAAAUUCAUUUAAUUAUUUGAUUUUGUAGAAUAUGAUGUAUCGCCAUGCCAGUCAUACUAUAAUUUAUAUUCGUG